Molecule: messenger RNA, 2270 nt
Organism: Acanthopagrus latus (yellowfin seabream)
Lineage: Eukaryota; Metazoa; Chordata; Actinopteri; Spariformes; Sparidae
Gene: polb
Product: polymerase (DNA directed), beta
Exons: 14
Coding region: 156-1166 (336 amino acids)
Biological process (GO): double-strand break repair via nonhomologous end joining
Cellular component (GO): nucleus
Molecular function (GO): DNA binding; DNA-directed DNA polymerase activity
Source: RefSeq, a predicted model, not a curated record
CACGCACACCCCCACUCUACGUCUUUGUUCAGCUUGAGCUAGCUAAGUUGCUAGUAAGAGGCUAGCUGAGAUCAUAAAGAGGUCUGAACUUUUCAUACAUGUAUAUCUGACCGUUUUGAUCUCCCACGGACAUUUGAGACCUUGUCAGUUCAACAAUGAGCAAGAGGAAAGCGCCACAGGAAUCCCUAAAUGAGGGAAUAACAGACUUCCUUGUCGAGUUGGCCAAUUACGAGAAAAACGUCAACAGGGCAAUACACAAGUACAAUGCUUACAGGAAAGCAGCAUCUACCAUCUCCAAGUACCCUACCAAAAUCAGAAAUGGUGAAGAGGCCAAGAAACUGGAUGGUGUUGGAGCUAAAAUAGCAGAAAAGAUUGAUGAGUUCCUACAAACUGGCAAACUACGGAAACUAGAAAAGAUUCGAAAUGAUGAUACCAGCUCAUCCAUCAAUUUCCUCACCAGAGUUACUGGAAUUGGCCCUGCCGCUGCCAGAAAGUUUUUUGAAGAAGGGGUGAAGACAUUAGAAGAUCUGAAAAAGAUUGAGCACAAACUCAACCAUCAUCAACAGAUUGGACUCAAGUACUUUGAGGAAUUUGAGAAAAGGAUUCCAAGAGCUGAAAUGGAAAAGAUGGAGACUCUUAUCCUUGGAGAGUUGAAGGAGAUCGACUCAGAAUAUAUUGGAACAAUCUGUGGAAGCUACAGGAGAGGCGCUGCAUCGAGUGGUGAUAUUGAUAUUUUGCUGACCCACCCAAAUUACACCUCUGAGACUGAGAAGCAGCCCAGGCUCCUCCAUGCAGUGGUUGAGCAUUUGGAGUCCAUUGGCUUUGUGACUGAUACUCUGUCCAAGGGUGACACCAAGUUCAUGGGAGUCUGCCAGCUGCAGCAGAGCGAUGACGAUGAGGAAGAAUACCUUCACAGACGUAUUGAUAUCAGGUUAAUUCCCAAGGAUCAGUACUACUGUGGAGUUCUAUAUUUUACUGGAAGUGAUAUCUUCAACAAAAACAUGAGAACUCAUGCUCUGGAGAAGGGCUUCACACUUAAUGAGUACACCAUUCGACCACUUGGAGUCACUGGUGUGGCAGGAGAGCCUCUGUUGGUGGAUAGUGAGAGAGACAUCUUUGAAUACAUCCACUACAAAUACAGAGAGCCAAAGGAUCGCAGCGAGUGAAACAAAGGGCAGCUGGCAGUUGUAUUCGAAGAUUUCUUGAAAACAAGAUCAGACACGUGAACAAAUGUGUGAUAGUAUGUUAGUCUUUUAUAUGUCUGUCAACUGUGUUAUUGAAAAAGAAAAACAGCUUUAAAAGUAUUUUUGAUUAUUUGGUUUGGUUUGGACACACACACACACACACACACACACACACACACAUACACACACACACACACACACACACACACACACACACACACACCUGCUCCCUUACCCUAACCCAUGUUCUUACCUAAGGUUUAAAUUUCCUUGGUCAUUCAUCUUUGUGAAGGCUUUGGUCUCAUUUUUAAAACAAUUUUGUAAUUCAUGCUCAACAGUAAUUUAUUUUUUAAAUUUUUUUUUACCCUUUUUAAUGUUUUAUAUACCACGAUAAAAGUGAUCACAUUAAUUUCAGAGGAGCAAGCUCAAUGUGGACUGGUACAAUGAUGACAAUGAUGACUGCUGUCAAGACAUUUUGACAGCAGUGUGCAUUGAGUGUGUGAAUUGCAGUAUUGGUAGUUUAUCUUUGUAAUUUGUUUUAUUUCAUUCACUAUGGAAAUUUACAAAAGGAAAAAAAAAUACCCGUAGAAUUAAUCUUUGGGCACACAUUGGGAAGGGGGAAUACAAUGGGGCAAACAGCAUUUGUGGUCACUGAGCUCAGUCUCAGACACUCAUUUUGGUCAAAAUGAUAAACAACUUGUAUGUUUUUUGCAGUUAUUGACUGAUGUGUGAAUAUGACUGUUUAACUGGGAGACUUGACUCUUUUUAUGGCUGUGUGAGAAUGAUUACAUGCGUGUGUUAGUUUAGGACAUUAUUGUAUCUUCUAUGCUUUACAGGGUGCCAUUCUGAAGAAUGAGGUCUGUAAGGUUCAUAGAAAUAUCUUCGUGAUACAUAUUUUAAUAUGUAAAGCAAAACUUGAAUAUUAGCAUUAGGACUUCAGUUAGUUUGGGAUGCGGGCCAUUGCAAACAUUUUGGAAAAUAUUUAAGGGGGAAAAAACAUGGGAAGCAAUGGAGUUCUGUGGGUUUGCUUGGGAGCUGUCAACAACCAACUCUGUAUGUCGUGCAUGUAUAAGAAAUAAAUGAGUU